Molecule: messenger RNA, 1294 nt
Organism: Odontomachus brunneus
Lineage: Eukaryota; Metazoa; Arthropoda; Insecta; Hymenoptera; Formicidae
Product: trans-1,2-dihydrobenzene-1,2-diol dehydrogenase-like
Exons: 5
Coding region: 65-1174 (369 amino acids)
Molecular function (GO): nucleotide binding
Source: RefSeq, a predicted model, not a curated record
UUCCUUUAUAACGGUCUUUAAACUGUCGCGCGUUAGCAAUUGAAUGUAUUUCAAGGUUGAUUGAAUGUCAACGAGCUUGAUAGCGCAAAGCGAUAUAAACAACGGCCAUUUGCGGAGCGGCCAGUAUACUCGAGUGUGCUGUAAUAAACGUUUCGCUAUCACAACGACAUUGGUGGAGAUGGCUACUCGAUGGGGCAUCGUCAGCGCUGGCAAGAUCUCGCAUGAUUUCGUUACGGCGAUGAGCAGUUUACCGAGUGACGAACACGUCGUAGUGGCUGUUGCGGCGCGAGAUUUGUCUCGCGCGGAAGCUUUCGCGAAGGAACACAAUAUCCAGAAGGCCUACAGUGAUUAUGAACAGUUGGCCAAGGAUAAAGACAUUGAGAUUGUAUACAUUGGCACGAUACAUAUUCAGCACUAUGAUCUAGCUAUGAUGAUGAUGAGCGAAGGUAAACACGUGUUAUGUGAGAAACCGUUGACGAUGAGCUUGGCGGACACAACGAAAUUAAUCUCGUACGCGAAAAGCAAAAAUUUGUUCUUGAUGGAAGGAGUAUGGAGCCGUUGUUUUCCUAUCUACGAUAUCAUAAAGAAGAAACUCGCGGAAGACCAUAUCGGCGAUAUUCGUCAUGUGAUCGCCAGCUUCGGUUUUGACCUUAGUGACGUCGAUCGGUUAAACAAAAAAAAGUUGGGCGGCGGCACAGUCCUGGAUCUCGGAGUUUAUUGCCUUCAGUUCGCAUCCUUGGUCUUUAAUAACGAGAUGCCGGAAUCUAUAAAAGUCUCUGGCAUCUUGAACGAGGAUGGCGUCGAUGUAUACGUGACGGCCAGUCUGUAUUACAAGGAACAGCGCACCGCGACCAUUAUGACAAGUGGACUAGCGAACCUACCGAACAAUGGCUACAUAUGUGGCACUAAGAAUAUGAUAGAAGUGCCGUCCCUUUGGUGCCCAACGAAGAUAACUAUAGGGGGAAUCACCAUAGAAAAACCUCUGCCGCAAAUUCCAAAUAAAGAUGCUAAAUUCAACUUUGUAAACUCUGCUGGACUUGCUUAUGAGGCUUCAGAAGCUCGUGCUUGCAUUCAGAAGGGUUUGAUAGAAAGUCCGAAAAUGACACACGAUACAUCUUUAUUAUUGGCGAAAUUGGAAGAAGAGAUUAUUAAAGCAAUAGGUGUUAAAUAUUGAUUAUUAAGAGAAAACUUUCCAUCAGAAAACUUUGUAUUACUAUUAAGGAUAUUUUUUGAAUUUAUAAUAUUGUUUCUUAUGAAGAUCAGUAUGCAUAGGAAAUAAAAAUGUUUUGUGUAA